UAAAACAUGGCAAGUAAUGGAGGAAACUCUUUCCUGACCUACUUAAACAAGCUGUUGGCACUGAAAAAUGGGAAGUAGGUAAAAUAACCGACUUUUACACAGACUAUCAUUUGCUAUGGAAGUUCAACUGAUAUGAGUCAAUGACCAUAAUGAAGAAGGAGAUCAAGGGAGCCCCCAAACCACCUGUUAGUAACACCUGAUUUCCUUUCCAGAUGGAAAGUUUUGUCAAUACUGAUUUAGAAUAUAAGCUCUUUUUCAUUUUUUAAAUGGAGGGUGGUAGAAUGUUAUGAAUAAUAUUGACACUAAACAGCGAGAAGCAGCAGAAGGGAAAAUAAGUUCAUUGAAGCCUUGGCAAGAGACCCAAGCAAGCAAAAUCAUUACUUGGCCAGCCAACUAGUAUUUAUUAUGCUUUUGGAUAUUUAUAGAUGAAACUGCACAACAAACAGAUGACAGAUGAAAAUGUUUAUGAAGACAUAUAUAACUUUCUUCAUCAAUGACAAUGAAAUAUCCAAAUUUGGAGUCUAACAUUACAGUUCCAUGUGUGCAAAAUGAGGAAGGGGAAGCAAAGAUGUGAAGAUCAGCUACAUUCAAUCAAGGAUACACAGAGGAAUUCCAAUAUUGGAGGAUCAAAUGAGUUUAGAUCUUUUCUUAAACUUGUGAGCUUUGUGAGGUCAGGAGAAUAUGCCACUGAGAAGACCCUGGAACAGCCAUUCAGCCUAGCAAACUUUGAGGCCAAGCCAGAGAUAGCAGAGAUGAGAACCCAUCCAGGAACAAUGAUGCAUUUGGAUAUGACCUUGGACUACAUUGUUUUGUAUAAAACUGCAUUCAAUCUGAGUCUACUCUUCCCAGAAACCAAGGGCCAUACGAGAGCCGUAUCGUCGCCGACCGAGCCCCUAGCCCCGGCUCCUACUGGCUGGGCCAGCGUGGACCGGCUCAGCAGCUGGGCUGCUUAUCCGAGCCCGUGGCGGAACUCGGGACGUCCGCACGAUCACCCUCGGGGAAGUUCGGGAUCCGGCCCGCGGGGCACCCCAACCCUAGCUCGCGAGGCCGGCACAGCCUCGGGGGCGGCAGCAGCUGUAGUGGCUGCUGCGGCUGCUCGGGCUGUACUCACAGCCUCUCGGGUCGAGCGGCCGCCUCCUCCACCUUCUUCAGCUUCAGCCGCCGCCGCCGCCGCCGCUCGAGCGGCUCGUGGGCGGGAUCAGCUGAGCCGCCGGCGCGUGUCACGUGGUGUGCGUGUCGAAGGUCACUCGGCGCUCACAAUGGAGCUCUCGGAGUAUGUGCAGAGAGGCUGCCAGAUGCUGGCCGAUCCCGGCUGCUUCGACCUCGCCGCCUUCGCACUUCUCCUCCGGGCGGCCUUUCGGAACCUGCUGGAAACCCGGGCUGAUGAGGCCGUGCUAGAUCAUCCAGACUUGAAACAUAUUGAUCCUAUGGUAUUAAAACAUAGUCAUGCAGCAAUUGCAACUUGUAUACUGGAGGCAGGAAAGCAGAAAGCUGACAAGUCAACUCUGAGCACAUGUCUAGAAGACUGUAAAUUUGACAGAGAGAGAAUAGAACUCUUUUGCACAGAAUAUCAGAAAAAUAAGGAUUCUCUGGAAAUUCUACUGGGAAGAAUUGGCAGAUGUCCUCUUCUUAUAACUGAUGUUUCCUGGCGGUUGGAAUAUCAGAUUAAGACCAAUCAACUUCACAAACUGUAUCGACCAUCAUAUUUGGUGACCUUAAAUGUUGAGAAUGAGGACUCUAGAUCCCAUCCAGACAUUAGUUUUAAUUGUACUAUGGAGCAAUUACAGGACUUAGUGGGAAAACUUAAAGAUGCCGCCAAAAGCCUGGAAAGAGCAGCUCAGAUGUGAUUAAAGGACGUUAACAAUCUACUAGGGUCAAGACGAAGACCAGCGCUCCCCGGUCCAUCGGGCAAGCUAUCCAUAUCCCCUCUGCAAGUCGAAUCCCCCCCCCCCCCUUUUUAAGUAGAAUUUGUAUUAAUUCCCAUCUUUUGAACGUGUGAAACUUAUGGAACCUAACUUUUCUACAUUAUUACAAUAUAACUGAAGGCAGAAAUACUGUUGUAUGUUGAAAAUAAUUUUAAAAAGUGUUGUUUUUCCUCCACUGCCCGCUCCCUUCCUCUUCAUUCUUAUUUCCUUUACUUUCAUCGAGUUCUGUGCUUAAAUAAAUUGAGAUGCUCCUAUUUACAAA
Molecule: messenger RNA, 2187 nt
Organism: Monodelphis domestica (gray short-tailed opossum)
Lineage: Eukaryota; Metazoa; Chordata; Mammalia; Didelphimorphia; Didelphidae
Gene: COMMD3
Product: COMM domain containing 3
Biological process (GO): sodium ion transport
Source: RefSeq, a predicted model, not a curated record